GCGCUUAGGGUUGAGGCGCGACGGUCCUCAUGGCAGGAACACGGUGGCGUAAUUUCACUGACCUCCAUCUUCUUCUGCUGGUACUGCUGAUUGGCUGCUCCGCUUCUCAGAUCCGCGCUUCUUCCGAACAUGAAGUCGAUUCGAUCUUUUACGAGCCAUUUUCUGAGUCGUUUGAAGGCCGAUGGAUUGUUUCUUCCAAGGACGAGUACCAAGGGGUAUGGAAAUUGUCCAAAAGUGAGGGACAUGAUGAUUACGGGCUGUUGGUAAGUGAGAAGGCGAGGAAGUAUGCUGUGGUGAAAGAGCUCGACAAGGCUGUGAGCCUCAAGGAUGGAACCGUUGUCCUGCAGUUUGAGGUCCGGCUCCAGAACGGGCUCGAAUGUGGCGGUGCUUACUUGAAAUACCUCCGCCCCCAGCAGGCGGGUUGGAAAGCGGAGGAAUUUGACAAUGAAUCGCCUUAUUCCAUUAUGUUUGGACCGGACAAAUGUGGUUCCACAAACAAGGUUCAUUUCAUCUUCAAGCACAAGAACCCCAAGAGUGGAGAGUAUGUUGAGCACCAUCUCAAGGACCCUCCAUCCGUGCCCUCCGACAAGCUGUCUCAUGUUUAUACUGCAAUAUUGAAACCUGAUAACCAAGUUAGGAUUUUAAUUGAUGGGGAAGAGAAGAAGAAGGCAAAUCUUCUUUCAGCUAAAGAUUUCGAGCCUGCGUUGAUUCCAGCCAAGACAAUUCCUGACCCUGAGGAUAAGAAGCCAGAGGAUUGGGAUGAGCGGGUGAAGAUUCCAGACCCCAAUGCCGUUAAGCCUGAUGAUUGGGAUGAGGAUGCACCAAUGGAAAUUGAAGACGAGGAUGCUGUGAAACCUGAAGGGUGGUUGGAUGAUGAACCUGAUGAGAUUGAUGACCCUGAGGCGACAAGACCAGAAGAUUGGGACGACGAAGAGGAUGGUGUAUGGGAACCGCCGAAGGCUGAUAACCCCAAGUGUUCACUGGCACCAGGUUGUGGAGAAUGGAAGAAGCCAAUGAAACAUAAUCCUGCUUAUAAAGGAAAAUGGAGGCCUCCUAUGAUUGACAACCCCAGUUACAAGGGCAUAUGGAAGCCUCGAGAAAUUCCAAAUCCUGAUUACUUCGAGACCGAGAAACCCGACUUUGAGCCCAUUGCUGCUAUUGGCAUUGAGAUCUGGACAAUGCAGGAUGGAAUAUUGUUUGACAAUAUUCUCAUAGCUGAUAAUGAGAAGGUUGCUGAAUCUGUUAGGCUAACAACAUGGAAGCCGAAGUUUGAGACUGAGAAAGAGAAACAGAAGGCUGGGGAAGAAGCUGCAGGUCUUUCGGAUGGACUCUCAAGCUACCAGAAAAAAGUAUUCGACCUUCUCUACAAAAUAGCAGAUGUUUCUUUUUUGGAUGCAUACAAACCCAAGAUCAUUGAUCUGAUUGAGAAGGGAGAAAAACAGCCCAAUAUGACAAUUGGUGUUAUUGUUUCCGUCGUGGUUGUUCUCUUGUCAGUGUUCUUUAAACUCUUCUUUGGUGGCAAGAAACCGGUGGUAACUGUUCCUGAACCAAACAGGGCUGCGGCUGCAGAGACUCCCCGCGAUGAAGGAAGCAGUGGAGAGAAGGAAGAUGAGAAUGAGAAAGAAGAAGAAGCUGCUCCUCCUCCCCGCAGGCGGCCUACCACCAGAAGGGAAACAUGAGCAUAUAUGUGAUAUCAGUAUGUGGUUAUAUUAGCAAAAUUUUGAGAUAGAACCUAUAUGGCUAGAUUUCUUGCUAGCAUGUUUCCGAAGCUUCCUUUUAUACUUCUUAUCAGUACACUUCUUUAAGUACGAAUUAGCGCUACUCUUGUAUUGGUCGUUAUAUUUGUUUGCCUAACGUUUUCUGUUGGAGAUGGAUGCUGUUCACUCUAAAUUAAGAAUGUUCUCCUAUUUAUCCA
Messenger RNA from Pyrus x bretschneideri (Chinese white pear), 1915 nucleotides. RefSeq names its product calnexin homolog 1. The transcript has 6 exons. Gene Ontology annotation, molecular function: calcium ion binding. Lineage: Eukaryota; Viridiplantae; Streptophyta; Magnoliopsida; Rosales; Rosaceae. Gene Ontology annotation, cellular component: endoplasmic reticulum; endoplasmic reticulum membrane. The record is from RefSeq and is a predicted model, not a curated record. Gene Ontology annotation, biological process: protein folding. The coding region runs from base 30 to 1679 and encodes 549 amino acids.